Messenger RNA from Plutella xylostella (diamondback moth), 1375 nucleotides. Its product is annotated as optic atrophy 3 protein homolog. Gene Ontology annotation, biological process: regulation of lipid metabolic process. Lineage: Eukaryota; Metazoa; Arthropoda; Insecta; Lepidoptera; Plutellidae. The record is from RefSeq and is a predicted model, not a curated record. Gene Ontology annotation, cellular component: mitochondrion.
UCUGUGUCGAAAUAGGGUUAGUUUUCGAAAAGUCUGAUGUUAUGUGAAAAUAUUUCUUGUACAUUUUUGCUGUGUGAUUGGCCUUUAUUAGAGUUACAAUGGUUGUAGGGGCAUUUCCUAUCGCUAAACUAGCGGUCCUAUUAGUAAAACAGAUCAGUAAACCCAUAGCAAAUGCAUGCAAGGAAAGAGCGAAACAUCAUCCCUUUUUCAGGACUUAUGUGUGUAUGCCUCCAGCUCAAUUUUACAACUGGUGUGAAGUGAAGGCCAAAAUGUGGGUAUUGAAUCUUGGUAAACCAGUGAAUAUACCUGUUCUUAGCCAAGAAAUGGCUAUAGAGCUUGGUGCGAACCUGCUAGGCGAAGGAAUUAUAUUCGUCAUUGGUGCUGGCUUGCUGUUUAUAGAAUACAACAGACAGAGCAACAAGGAAGCAGUGAAAGAGGCAAAGCGAGAGGAGGAGAUGAAGCACAUCAACAGCACACUGUCGGAUCUGUUCUUCACUGUGCAACAACAACAGGCACAACUCAGAGAAAUGGAAAGAGUUGUUGUUGAAUUAGCCUCAAAACCAGCGCAGCCUGGGAAAGUAAAACCAUCACCAAAGAAAUCUGAUGAAGGUCCUGGAAGUGGGGCCCAGCCAGGGAAGACUCCACCGGUCACCAACUGUGACUACAUUAUAGAGAAGACACCUUUAGCACACACCCCAUACCCAAACACGGGAUUCAUUCUCAGAUCUCUUAACUACAUACAGAUGGAUGUGUUGAGCUCAUCAGCUUUUACAGGUACAGCAACCAACAAAGUAAUUGAGAAAACAGCUAAACCAGAAGGCAAGCCUGCAGUGACCACCCGCAGGCGAGACCAGGCUAUUGUUACAGGGGCUUUAAACAACAUUGAGAAUGACUUUAGGAGUUUAUUCUAAAUUAUUUAUUUGUUUUAGGAGAUCAAGUGACCGACAGUCACAACAUUUGGAUAAAUGGGGACAUGUAUAAGUCACAUCUAAUACACUUGUAAUAUUGGUUUGUAGAUCUUGUAAAUAUGUUUUUCUGUUAUUGUUUUAAAUAGCAAGCUUAACUUCUGUUAUAUUAUAACUGUAUUAAGUAUAAGACUUGUAAGCUUUCAAUAUAAUCAUUUAUCUGAACCUAACUGCCAUGCCAGUAUGAUGUAUUUAUAUCUGUUUGCUUUUAUUUAACAUUGUUUUGAUUAAAUCAAUAAAUUAUUGAGUUACACUUACACAUAUUUUUAAAUAUGUAUAAUGUACUGUUUGUCUUGUGUAAUCUUUGUAAUUUGAUAGUUAAAAGUAAGAAAGCUCUUUUUGAAAUAGAAAAUAGUCACAUACAUAAGGGAUUGUAAGAUUCAAUGAUGUAAAUAAAACUUUAAAUUACA